CAAGAGCAUUUCUUAUUCUCAUCUCGCUUCUGUUUUCCCUCAGCCAUGGCUUCCCGUCGUUUCCCUUUCUUUGCACUACUCCUCACUUUGUCAUUGAUGAGCAGUGAUACCAUCUCGGUUGGUGCCCGACGUCUCUUAAAAGAGUCCGUUCCUGAAAAACCCGAGCUUUCUAAACCGGAGUUGCCACAGAUACCGUCCUUACCAAAAGUUGAACUCCCAAAACCUGAGUUAUCGGAAAUUUCAAAGCCUGAAAUACCUAAGGUUCCUGAGUUGCCAAAGCCUGAAUUGCCUAAGAUUCCUGAGUUGCCAAAGCCCGAAGUUCCUAAGGUUCCCGAGUUUCCAACAAUGCCAAAGUUGCCAAAACCUGAACUUCCGAAGGUUCCUGAGUUGACUAAGAUGGAGAAAUCUGAAGAAGUCGAAGUUCCUGGGUUAUCGAAGUCAGAAUUACCCAAAGCUCCUGAGUUACCUAAAGUUCCUGAAUUACCGAAACCAGAAUUGCCUAAAGUUCCCGAGUUACCAAAACCAGAAUUACCUAAAGUUCAUGAAUUACCGAAACCAGAGUUACCAAAAAUUCCUGAGCUACCUAAGUCAGAAUUACCUAAAAUUCCUGAGAUACCAAAACCAGAGUUAACCAAAACUCCCGAAUUACCAAAAACUAAAUUACCCGAAGUUCCAAAACUAUCCAAACCUUAAUUACC
Molecule: messenger RNA, 698 nt
Organism: Hibiscus syriacus
Lineage: Eukaryota; Viridiplantae; Streptophyta; Magnoliopsida; Malvales; Malvaceae
Product: protein PELPK1-like
Exons: 2
Coding region: 46-693 (215 amino acids)
Source: RefSeq, a predicted model, not a curated record